This is a messenger RNA of Aspergillus aculeatinus CBS 121060, 1172 nucleotides long. RefSeq names its product cytochrome P450. Gene Ontology annotation, molecular function: heme binding; iron ion binding; monooxygenase activity. Lineage: Eukaryota; Fungi; Ascomycota; Eurotiomycetes; Eurotiales; Aspergillaceae. The record is from RefSeq and is a predicted model, not a curated record. The coding region runs from base 89 to 793 and encodes 234 amino acids. The transcript is spliced from 2 exons.
CCUCAACACUAGGUCAAAUCAUUCAGCUUAUUAGGUUCAUGUAGAUAUAUCACGAUUUGAAAAGGGUCAGGCAGGCACCGGAACGCUCAUGUCCUCCCUAAUCCGCGAGUCCGAGGUCACCCGCCACAGCAACCGCAAGCCCCUCACGAUCCACGAAAUACUCGCCGAGAACAUGUAUGUAAUCAAAUUCGCUGGCCACGACACCGCCGCCAACACAAUGACGUACCUGAUGUUUCUCCUGGCUGCCUAUUUGGACAUCCAGGACUGGAUCGCAGAGGAAAUCCAGACGGUCAUUCCCAAAACCGAUCAGGGGAAUGCGGGUUACAAGGAGGCGUGUCCCAGGCUUAAGCGCUGCCUUGCUGUGCUGGACCUUCCCAAAUGCGUCGCCCCUGCCGAAACCACCCUGCACCUCCCCGAGAGUAACCGCACCCUCGUGCUCCCACAUGGAGCCGUCAUCUUACCCAGUCUCCUCGCAGUACAAACCCACCCCCGCUACUGGCCGGAUGAGCCGCAAGCCUGGCAUCCCCCACGAUGGAUCCAGACUUUGGACAAAGAGCAGCUCGCGCGCGAAAAGACCAUCGAGCCGCGGGCGGGAACUUCCAUCCCCUUGUCCGCCGGCGUGCAAGUUUGCGCAGGUCGAGACUGUGGCGGUCUUGGCUUCCCUCUUCCGCGGACAUCGGCUCCGGGUCGUGCUGCAAGAGGGAGGGGACUUUACGGCGGCGCAGAAGCGGCUUGUGGCCAAGACUUUGGAUACGCAUCAGCUGCUGGUGAUUCAGAUGCGGGAUCCGGAUAGUGUCAAGUUUGUUUGGGAGUAUGUGGGGUCAAAAGUGGGUGGGAGCUUGUUGUAAAUACGUUCAAGUAUGAGGUGGUAUUUGUAUAGAAUGAGUGAAAGGAGACAGCUGCUGAAUUGUGUUUGACUAGUGCUUUUAGCAUUGCCUGCGCAAUAUUGCCUGAACAGUUCUUUGAUGAGCAUGGCAUGUGUGGAGAUGGCACCUCUGUCGCAUGGUAGAUAUCAUUGUGUUUCUGUCGGGAUGCGUGACAGAUUACUCUGUGACAGUUGACAGUCGGUUUGUGAAGCAGGAAGGAAUUUUCUGGUUCAGAUAUAGUACAGCAGUAAAUAGAGAGCGACAGAGCGACAUAUCGAUGGAUGAUUGAAUAAACGAUAAGUUAAC